Messenger RNA from Chara braunii, 4176 nucleotides. The record is from the annotation of a GenBank genome assembly. Lineage: Eukaryota; Viridiplantae; Streptophyta; Charophyceae; Charales; Characeae.
UCGAACAUGCUACUUUGUCGUCACUUCAAAGGGUUUUACGAUGGCAAAAGGAGGUGUCUUCCACUGCCAAUGGAAUAUCGCGAUCUUGCGCUGAACGUGCCGAAAGAGCGUCCGAUUCUUCGGCAAGAAUAUGUUUUCCGGCUUCUGCCAACCCAUGAAGGUUCGUCCAGCUUGGCUCAAGAAACCCCUGUGACGACAGUGGGGCACGAGAGUGUGAUUCACGACACUGAGGGUCAGGGCAAGGGGCACACGAGCAGCAUUCAGACGCAGGUAGGCCCGGAUGCUCCUGGGAACACGUCUGGCUUGCAUUCUCCAGAUGCAGGGACUCACCGGGUCGGUACUCCGAAAAUCCUCAAGUUUGUCUGCCAGGGUGAGACAUAUUCGCUUCGAGAUGAGGCGAGAAGAGAAUCCGGCAGUUUAGGGCAAGAGGUUGGAGGGAAUGAGGUUGAAGGGAUGGGCGCUGUGCGCGACAGCUCCCGCGCGACAGCUCUGGCGGGAGCUGACUUCUUCGGAGAAGAUGCGCGAGCGACACAAAAGACGGUGCGAGAAGAGGUGGCGGAACAAACCCAGCGCAUGAAGAGGAUGAAAGGACACUUGCAACCGAUGAUUGACGGGGAUGAAGGUGACGUCGAAGAACGUGCCUCGGGAAAGAGGACGCCAGGGAUGCGUGGCGGACAAGAACAAGGAGUCAAAAAGAGGCAGUUGAAGCAAGAGGGUGCAACAACAAGUAAGAAAGCGAAGAGGCCUGGCGGUUUGAUCAUCUGCGAAGGACAAGCUAUGGGUGAAGGAGAUUCGGUUCGUCUAGGUAUUGUCGCCUCGAGAGAACCUUCAGAGAAAUCCAAAAGGAAACUGGCAGCUGAAGAAGGCGAUGGCCAGAAGAAACCUAUGAGGAGGAAGACUGCUGAGGGGACGAGUGGUGGCAAAAGGGCGGUCGGUAGGCAGUACGAUGAAGUGGCAGCGUUUUGGCUCGAAUACGAGCGGAACGAUGACGGUGAGAUCGUGGAGAAUGAGCUCCCCAUUCAACUGCUCAUCGACCCAAGGAAGUCUCUCGCUGACAUGACGGAUGCCGAAAAACUGUCGAUCCUCGACGAUAUUCUCCCGCUGAGGGGAGUGUUCGUGCAAUCGGCGGGCGGGUAUCUAAAACGUCAGCAUAAGCCUGAAAUUAAAGACAUGGUCGCGACGAGGAAAGUGGACCGCGUGAUGCUCCGCAUAUUUCACUACAUCUUGUUCCUCGAAUACGAGGAGGACUCAGAGGUUUGGCGGUAUGGGAGCCAGUUUUUUCGGACCGAGGAACAUCUUUUGGCGGAGUUCGCGCCGCGGGGCCUCACGAAUCAGGUGUUGGCCGAGCUGCGGAAGCAUUUCCAAGGCGCGGUGGAGUACGUGAACACUUGCAAAUGUUGUCCUCCGUACUGGGAGUCCCUCGACGAAACGAAGAAAAUGUAUGAUGAUGAGAGGUUCCCUAAAUCUUUCGAGAAGUCCAUCCGCUCCAUCUUGCGAACGGAGGAAGAGGUACAAGACACGAUCAGGGUCAACGGGAAUGUGAGACACAUCAAAUGUCACAAGAUCAACCGGGUGACCAGCCUUAUUCCUUUCAAUUGUCCAACUUCCCUGGCUCACACUCGUCUUAGUGAGAUCCGCGAGAUUGUGCGACAUUACGUGUGCAACUUGUACGUCCUCGAUUUGUGUGAUCCCACACUCCUCUCAAAUUGGCAAGAAGACAAUUUCGCCUCCUUGCAAGGCGUUCUCCAAACCCUAUCGCCAAGGCAUUGGGCACUUGUCGUCUUCUUCCCCUCUCGUUGGGAGCUCAGUUUCUUGAAAGGCAUGCCCAAGCUUAGCGUUCAUCACGUCAGGACAGGGAAGUGGGUGCGCCAUGCACAAAAGAAGUCCAAUGCUCGGGAAGGCAAUAUGCUGGUCGAGGAGUAUGAUCGUUUGUAUAUGGUUUUCAAUGGCGACAACCAGGAAGACAACACGGUCGCAGUCUUCCCGGCCAAUAGUCCAUCAAAGCCUCCCCGUGCCAAUGCUCCAAGUCCGGCCAAACCCACGACGGCAGCCCGCUCGAAAGUUGCCUGCUCAUCUGACCCGUCAGGACAGGCUGUGGCCUGUUUCGACGUGGCAGACGAGGACAAGUUCCCUCGUAGCCAGUGGGAGGACGACGGUGUGACAAGUGUUCGAGGAGCUGCUUACGGGGGGACAGGGAGCGCAACCCACUGCGGGAGAACUUUUUCGUCUGUCGUGUGGAAGCUCCUCCGCAGUGGUCGGAACGUCGUUGCGUUAGAGGACGAGGCGAAGAUGAUUGAUUACCUUUGCAAGUUCGUGAAGACACGCGUACGGGACCCUCGCCGCCAUUGCUCUUUUGUCCAGACCACCGACGAACGAAACUGGGAUCCCAAACGUGAUAUGUAUUGGAAAUUGUCGGAGAAGAAAAGGACGGAGGUUUGGGAGUUCCUUUUCCUGCCAGGACCGCCUGCUCAGACUGACCUGGAAUACAACCGACGGAGGAACCUCGUGUUCGGUGUGCUGAAUGGUUACCACGAUGCACCCAGGGAAUCUUUCGACGAGGAGGACCCUUUCGACGCUGAGGACAUGGAGGAGAUGAGCGACUCCGAAACCUUCGAUUUCGAAUCCAUGCCACUUCCUCGGGUGGUUGCACAGGUUGAUGAUGAAGGGGAAGGUGUUCCCCGAAGAUAUAGCACGUCCCCUGCCGGUUUGAAGCGUGUGUUUGAGUGUGAAACAGUCAAGAACCAAUCUUCUGAUGACGGGGAAGAAGAGAGAGACUAUGAUUACGUACUUGGUGACAAGCUCCCUAGGGACCAUGAUACCCAGGAGAAUGACAUGCUCUUCUUCUACGGGAAGCAUCACUGGUUCCCGCCAGAGGAUGUCUGGGGCCACAACGUCGUCUGGCACCCCAGGAAAUUCCAACCCGCUGUAAAGACAGGAAAGUGGGUCAUGGCAAUGAGGCAAGCUGAUGGCAAGUGGAGUGGCAUGAACAGAUUGGGAGCGGGUCCAUUUGAAAAAAAGGCGAGAAAAGCUCUGGUGGAGCAUUUGAGGGUUAUGAACCCCAACAAGAGUCUGCCGGACGUCAAUGCGUAUGCAGGCCAAAAGCUAGAUGAGUUGUACGCCAAAAAAAUGUCGGAGUUUCGAGCGCCUUUCUACGCACUCAAGACGGCACUGUCUCGUGGCAUUCACUGGCGCAUGCCGCAACCUCCGUCGGGUGGUCAGCAUCCGGGAGGUGGUCGGCGAGGUGAUGGAGGAGACGGCGCAGGACCUGGUGGAGGAGGUGACGGAGGAGAGGGCUCGGGAUCUGGUGGUGAUGAAGCAAAGGGGAAGGGGCCAGGCGAAACGUCCAAGAGAGCAGCGGAUCCGGGGGAAGAGGAGCUGUCACAGGGCGCACAUGCUGUGAACCGGGAAGAGGAGACUCAACACUGGCCGCCUAGCAGAGUGCUGGAUGAUCUCGACGCAGGAGUGUUUAAGACCGGGGCUAGCGGGCAUCUACGUCCUCCUUCGGAGGGUGCGUCCGACGACUUGGAGAGCAAGAGUACACCACUUCCGGGGGAAGGGGAGCUCUCACAGGAAGCGCAUGCUGUGCAGCGGGAAGAGGAAACUCAACAUUGGCCGCCUAACGAAGUGCGGGAGGGGCUCGAUGCAGGAGCGUUUGAAACCAAUGCUAGCGAGCAUCAGUGUCAUGCUUCGGAGGGCGCGUCCAUCGAUGUUGAGAGCAAGAGUGCAGCAGCUUUGGGGGAAGAGUACCUCUCACAAGAAGCGCAUGCUGUGCAGCGGGAUGUCGGGUCGGGCGGAGGUGAAAACCACGGUGAAGGGAGUCGAGAUUCCAACACGCGAGACGAGGCUGCCCUGGGGUCUUAUGAAGUGCGAGUAGAUUCGCAAUUGUCUGUGAGGACUUUGUUUCAUAAUGUUGAGGACAGUCCUCGCCGCAGUACACAGCACGAUUGUCCUGUUCAAGACGACACCUUGCUCUUGCACCUCUUCGAAGAGGGUGAACGUUUACAGCGUGCGGCGGCAUCUGUUCAGGGGCCCGCUGUAGGAGUGUUGGAGACAGAGGCUAGCGAGUGCGAAGGUGACACUUUGGAGGAGACGCAUGCUGUGCAGCAGGAUGAAUAGCUUCUCCAAGGCUCGUCGGGAAAUGCCAUCAACAUCGGGGACACCGAUUUGAUUUUGCAC